GGACGAGAAGGCUUUGCAUUGUAUAUUGUAUAUUGAGUCGUCACUAAAUUUUUAGUGCAAUCAGUCAGUUUGCAACUAAGAAACAAGUCGGAUUGUGAAGCUCAUUUGUCAGAAUGAAAGGCGCGACGAUUUUUGUAACCAUUAUUUGGCUGACGAAAUUCGCUUUCAACUCGUUUGGCAGCGCAGCCACCCUGGGCGAAGCGUGCAAUUUCGCUAACUCUUGCGAACCGGACAGCAGCGUCAUUUGCGAAGAGAACAUUUGCAAAUGCAGGCAGAGAUUUCACGAGGAGAGCGGCCAAUGCCUCGCGGCUCUCGGCAAGGCGUGCUCCAUUGUGGGCGACGAGUGCGCGGCGAUUCCGUACGCCCUGUGCGACGCCGACGACGGUCUCUGCAAGUGCAUCCGAGGGUAUGAACCCCUUCACGGAGACUUUCCCUCAGCCUCGCCCGCAGACAAAAUCCACUGCGCCGCUACAAAAAUCGGCGACCACUGUUUGGAGCCGCAGCAGUGCCGACGACCCUACAGCCAGUUCGACGGCGAUCGGUGUGGCUGCAAACCAGGGUACGUCCCUGACAACAAGGACGACGGAUGCCUGCUAAAUGUGUCCCAUCUUGGCGACAAUUGCCGUAAUGGUGCUCAGUGCCGUACCUUGGACCCGAACACAACUUGCAAAGGCCCAAAGGAGCCGAAAACGUGCACUUGCAAGAAAGAUUAUUUCGUCGGCGAUGCGUUCAACAAAAAGUGUCUCUCAGCUGCCAGAAAGUAUGGAGAGGCUUGCCAGUCGCUUUCCGAGUGCACCCUGCGUCUUGGGGUUGACGCGAAAUGCUCAAAAACAGAACAAGUUUGCGUGUGCAUUGAUGGUCUCGUUCCUUCCAUAGACAAAAGUAUUUGUUUGCCAAGGAGAGAAUUGAACGACUUUUGCGUGCAAGAUCAGCAAUGCAGUGAAAACGCGCCGAACUCUGAAUGUGCCGCAAAUUUUAAGUGUUCCUGUGUCGAAGGUUUUGAGGAAAUCCAGGCCACGUGCUUCAAAAUCCCACAGCAGAUUGGCGAUUCCUGCGCCGAUUCGAGCCAAUGCAUCUCGCACGUCACCUCGGAAAACAUAGUUUGCAGAGACGGAUUUUGCCAGUGCACGCCAGGACACACGCCCAACGCAGAAUUCAAAGAAUGCUUGCCAGGAGUGUUCGGCAUUGGCUCGCCGUGCGUGGAGAACGCGCAGUGCUCAGAAAAUGUAGAGCACACCAUUUGCGACACCUUCGAGCGACGCUGCGUUUGCAAGAGGGAUUUUGUGCCGUCCGCUGACAAUUCACGAUGUCUACCAAGAACGGGAGGUCUGUUCGACCAGUGCGUCGACGCAGGGCAGUGCGCGGCCGAAAUCGGCGGAGAAGUCGAUUGCAUCAACGGAAUUUGCAACUGCAAGGCGAAUUGCCACUACUUGGACGGCACGUGUUGGCAGAGCAAACUCUUGCAAGAUGCGUGCACGGACAGUCGCGAGUGUCGCUUGGCUGAAUAUUCGCAAAGGGCCGAGUGCGACGCGAGCGGCUUCUGCGCCUGCAGAGCCAACCUCACCGCAAACCUCUUUGCAAACACCUGCAAUUCUGGUGCACAUAUUGUGGCGAGUUUUGCAAUUCCUGCUCUGCUGCUCGCCUUUCUUCAACUGCUCACCUGAUUACAAAAGAAAUUUCGUUUUAUCAAUUUUGCUUAUUAAGCAAUUAG
This is a messenger RNA of Neocloeon triangulifer, 1711 nucleotides long. Its product is annotated as multiple epidermal growth factor-like domains protein 11. The record is from RefSeq and is a predicted model, not a curated record. Bases 114 to 1664 code for a protein of 516 amino acids. NCBI's taxonomy places the organism in Eukaryota, Metazoa, Arthropoda, Insecta, Ephemeroptera, Baetidae. The transcript has 13 exons.